This is a messenger RNA of Doryrhamphus excisus (bluestripe pipefish), 7877 nucleotides long. NCBI's taxonomy places the organism in Eukaryota, Metazoa, Chordata, Actinopteri, Syngnathiformes, Syngnathidae. The record is from RefSeq and is a predicted model, not a curated record.
UGCGUCGCUGUUAUGUAACAUAACUAUGACGUAGUUCAUUAAGCCUUGGCAGGUUCACCAAUGUGGUGAACCUCCUACCAGGACUAUAUGCCAUGACUAGAUACCUCUUCUGAUUAAAAGAUGUACAUUUUGAAUACCGUUAGGGUUAUGGUAUACCUAAUGUUGUGGCCAGCCCAUGCAACAUUGUACUUUACAGCACAGUAUACUGUCGAUGAUGCUCGAGACCUGAACGAAUCCUUCACAACUGUCGAUUUUUUCCCUGUAUCGGGUACUCGAUUCACUUCAGUGAGUGACUCAUAGGAACUUGCUUCACUAAAAGAAAUCGAGGUUGACCAUCACAGGUGUGUAAAGCCUCCCUCCUCCUUCUGCUCGGGAUCGACACCUACAUGUGCACCAAUCGUGCGACUUUAACAGCAAAUCUCCUGAUUGGGAGCUCCUUCACUUCAGAGAGCUCAAUCGUUCGUGAAUGACCCAUUGCUAUAUAUAUAACAGCCGUUUGUAAUUGUACACUUACAGUAAAGCCCAACUGAUUAUGAAACCAAACCAAAAUACAUUUUGUACUGCAGUUAUUUUAGCACAUGCAGAGUAAUUAUUUAUUUGAAUAAUUUAAUACAAAAUGGCAAACUUUAUUUAGGAAAUAAUGAAUACGAAGAAGUAAGAUUUCUAUUCUGGCAGGUAAAGUGGACACCUAAAAGAGCUCGGCUGUACAAGUAGGCUGAUCCAGAUAAUCUUUGUUGGAGGAUUAAAACACCGCGUCCACGGAGAAGCGUAUGGCCCUAUCGAGUCCCAGACAUGAAUCUUUAACCAUUCAGGAGGAUACAUUUCAACUGUUGGCUAUAAUGUCUUCAUCCAAGCGCUCUAAUCAAUGGACUCUGGCAGAGCUUCUGGGCCAGCGGAGGCGGCUGCUUGGCCUUGGAGUGCUGCUGGCUUGGUUGGUCCUCUUCCAUCUCCUUGUGAACGUCUGGCUCCUCUGCAUCUUCACCAGUCUCCUUGUGGCUCUUGGGGGUUGGCUUGGAUCCCGAGCCAUUCUGAAUGCCAACAGCCUUCUCCACUUGGAGCACUUCUUACCUCUCAGUGGGGUGACACCUCCUCUUUGCACAGCUGAACACGAGUGGAGGCUCAACCAUGAGAUACACAGUGCCGUCCACAAAGCUGUGCGCGACUUUGUGUCCUCCUGGUAUCGCACUCUGCUGCCAGAGGUGGAGGGUGAGUUUGAGCGUGCGGUGCGUAAUUCCAUGCUGGAGUCCGUGAUGGAGCUGAAGGAGCGUGCAAGGCGAGUGGACAGAAAAGCUCUAGUUCAACAUCUUCUAGAGCUAUACGGUGGCCACCUGCAGAGCUACAUGACAGCCAGACGCAUGCAGCAGACACAUGGAAAAAGUGUUAGCCUUUGGCAACUCUACCAGGAAGUAGAAAGCCCUCAUCCGGCUCUGAGCGAUGGAGCUUCCGAGCUUAGCUACGCAAGAGCUGUGGUGAACCUGGUCUUGCAUGUGCUUGUUCCAUACCCUCAGAUGGAAACCAGGACAGGAGGGUACAUGGUUACUGAACUCAUCACCUGCAAUGUGCUUCUGCCGCUCAUAAGCAGGGUGUCUGAUCCCGAUUGGCUCAACCAAACCAUUGUAGAUGUCUUCAACAGGUCAAGAAAACCCCAAGAUAGCACCCUGUACAGGGGUCAGUUCCAUGAGUCCUGGAUCACCUGUCAGUCGUCUUCCGAUCAAGCGAGUCUUGCAAGCAAGAGCAGCUCUGAUCUUUAUGAGCUGUCCAGCCCGGCUAGUGAGGAGGACUCCGAAUGCAGCAUGCUUAGCUUGACUUCUUCUGGGAAGGCUGAGACUUGCCACCCAGGCCUGCUCACACCGUGUAAGGUCAACUGCUGCUCCCUCACAUCAGGCCACUGCUCUCACCUCCAAGACAGGAACGUACUCUCAGUGGACUCUGUGAUGCAGUCUGACUCUGAAGAUGACAUGUCCAGACGUUUGUGUGAAUGCGGUCCCUCCCCCAACUUCUGCAACACUGUGAAUUUAAAGGAUGAGGUUGACGAUUUUGGUUGCUUUGCUCCACUGAAAAAUCUUGGGCCUAAAGUGGUUGUGCCUGUGGACUCCCACUGGCCUGCAGAGAUUGCCCAAGAAAAAUCCCCAGCUGGUUCUUCAAGGGGGCUUUGCCUUGGCUCCUUGAACUUAAACGCUUCAAACAAGCCACCCUUGUCAGUGAACAUCCAGAAUGUGCAUAUUGCUGGAACUGUCAGUCCAAAGGAUCAGCGUGGCACUGGAGCACAUCCUCUCUACACUAUCACGUUUGAAACAGCAACAUAUCCUGAAAACAGCGAUCUUCUGCAGUCUAUGACUUAUCACUCGAUCAAUCGCAGAUACAGCGAGUUCCUCAACCUGCAGACACGCUUAGAGGAGAACCCCGAAGUCAAGAAGUUCAUCAAGAAUAUAAAAGGUCCAAAGAAAAUGUUCCCUGACCUUCCAUUUGGAAACACAGACGGUGAGAAGGUGGAAGCCCGUAAAGGUCAACUGGAUACUUUCCUCAAACAAUUAAGCAGCAUUCCUGAGACAGCUAUGAGUGAGGACAUGCAGGAGUUCCUGGCUCUAAACUCAGGGGUUUGUACAUAUUUUGAAAGAAAGCCUUUUGGCAAGUCAAGAAUCGAUAAGAUGAUGGAAAAUGCUUUAGACACACUGAAGACUGCCUUUCCUCAUCCAGAGGCCUUGAGUCCUACAGAGGACCUUGAGGGAGACUCUGAUGGGAGAACAAUGGACAGCAGAAAAUACAGGAGGCUCAUGUUCCCAAGCAAAGUGUCUCCAUCUCUCAAUCCACCCGACUUACAUCCUAAAGUGACUUACUGCUUUAGUGAAGGCAGCCCUGUGCUCAAUGGCAUGUCCCUGUCCAGAUUAGAGAGCUUUGUCCUGGAGCAGGAAAGACUUUUAUGUGAACCACAAGGUAGAGAGACAGCCAAGCAGAGUGAAACGUCAAGUGCUGAGAAGACAACGUCUGGGAAAACUCAUGGCACAGACACAGCUGUGGCGGAUGUUGCUCUGAACAUCUUGUGUUUGUUGAUGAAGGACCAGUGGAGUUGGAUGUGCACUGAGAACAUCCAGAAGACCAUCAGACUACUCUUUGGCACUUUUGUUGAGAGGUGGUUGGAUGUAGGGGUGGCCCACCUCACCAGCGCUCCCUGCUGGGUAAUUUACCUCCAAGUACUGCAGGAGGCCGUGUGGCCCGGAGGUACACUGCCCGCUCAACCACAGCCUGAGCGCAGCGCUGCAGAAAGGGAAGAAACCAAGGAGAGAUGCCUGGAAUGUCUAAUGCAGCUACUUCCAGAGGUCAUCACUGACAUCUUAGGCAGCGAGAAGUACAGACUGAGCUUGGAGACCAUGCUGGAGUCUUUGCAGGACCACCACAUUAACAAGCAUCUCCUUUACUGCCUCUGUGAGUUGCUGCUUGACUUUCUGAUACCAGAAUGGAGUGAUGAUUCCUUCCAGACGUCUCUCAUGCAGAGUCUGUCCAAAGACAAUCCCACAUGACGGUCACACUACACCACAGCUGUCUCACAGCUGGACGUGCAAUGGCGGACAUUAUGGAAUCAUACCUGGACUGUCGGACUGUGAGCAAUGGCGCAACAACAUAGGACUGUGUUCUUGCUCAAAUUCUAUUAAAUGAGUUUUAGAUAUCCAUCAUCCAGAUUCAUAAUGAUAUCCGGUAAAAGAGUGUUAUUAAAGAUUCCUGCCUUUACAAAGAUCAUGAGACAUUUCUCCAACAACAAUAUAACCUGGGAUAAGAAACACUUACUUUUACACUGGAUACAUUCGCCAAUAUGUUUAAUACCGAGAUUUGCAUUUACACACAAAUCCACUCUAUUCCCAGAGAAACCGCCCCACUAUGUUAGUGAAUAAUUGACCAAUUCUAUGAUGUGGGAGCCCAGAAUUCAAUUUCACCAAUAAAGCCAACAGUGUUGAGCGCUUCCCAUGGUUCUUUGACCUUUUCUUCCCAGAUGAUCUCUUUGAUACAGCUUUAAUAGUGUGAAAAAUUCUGGCACUUAUUACAUUCCCAAUGAACCAUGGCACUACAUAAAGAUGUGCCUUUUAUAUUUGGCUUGAAUGGUUAAUUAAGAAAUAAUGAGGAACAGAACAACCAGUAAGGAUUUUGUGUUUCAUGUGGCAAUGUACUGUAAAUCAAAAAUAUCUGCUGACCACAAAAUAUGACAAAAGUGGUCAAAAAUGGAAAUGGAAAAAGAAAUAUAGUAUGUUAUUUAUUAUUUAGACACUUUUAGUGGUCCUCAAAAACCCUUUCAGUUCACCAUACCACUGGUAUUUUUGAGCUGCUUAUUUGUUUUUUUGAUCUGUUUCAUUGAGCACCAUUGUCAUAACAGUUUCAUCAUAAUUCUUCUGUUAUUUGAUAACUUGCGCAAUAUUUGAGCCCCUCCUUUUUGAGUCGCUGUAGCUGCAUCUCUCCAGGUAACUGGUGUUUGUGAGUGACAGGAAGAAAAGCUCUGGCUUACUUCCAUAUUGCUUAACUGACUCUGUACUCUUGCUGCUGUGCAAUACAAAUUUCCCCACUGAGGGACGAAUAAAGGCAUAUCUUAAUCUUAAUCUUAAUAUGCACUGUACUGUUAGUGCAUUACAUUGUUGGCAGUCACUCAUUAGUACUGAUUCAACUGGAAACAAGUUUAAGAUGCAAUUGGAGGUAUUUCCAUCUUUAUUCUCUACUCUAAAUUGUCUCACCAGCUUGUUCAGUACGGCAGCCUUUAUGGGACAAUAGUAAUUUUGCAGUAAAGUUGAGCCAUCAAUAAUAAGAUUGUGUUGCAACUUUAAGAUAAACAGUUGGACCCCCAAAAUAUCCUAAAAUGGUGAUCAAUGUUCCAAGCUUUUUUGAAAAUCAUGUUAAUUUUUCCAUGGAUUUGACAGUGACCUUUUAGGGCCAGGAGAGUUGCUUGAAAUAGGCUUUACAGCUGGUGCUUCUAUGGCCCCAAAGCAUUCCAUAUGGCCUUCCAGCUUUCUGGAGUUUGCUUCCAUGAGUCUUUUCCAGUUGUCAGUUAUUUAUUAAUUACAAUCAGUCAAGUUGCGAACCUCUGAGCCAUGACCUCAACCCCAUCCCCAACAACAGAGACCAACUAAGGUGUCGGUGACAAUGAUUUACACCACAAAUAAAAUAACAUGUGAUGAUGCAACCUGAUCAUUAGUGAUGUUACCUGGGGAGAUCAGAUUCAAGGAGUAAGAUGAGAAGGAGGAUGACGAUAGGAGGAAUAUGUUUUCGCAAGGAAAUAAAAACUCUACAGUCGACCAGCGCCAGGACAAAGCACAGUCAGAGGAGUGAAUAUGGUGAGUCUCUUAACUUAUUUUGUCCAAUCUAGUUUGAUCAUUAUAAUGUAAACAAAAUUUUAACUUUGAGAGUAUUGUAAAGGUUUUCAAUCUCUUCAUCCCAAUGGUUGUUCCACCUUUAAUUGAUGUCCUGAAAAAAUCUAUGGCUUCCAUUUUCCUUGUUCUCGGAAGCACUUGGGAGUGUGAUCAAUCACAGCAGAGUGGGCAUACCUAGAGGAGGGACGGGGGUUCAAUAAAAUAGACUGUUUGGGUCGAACGCAGGAAGUCCAUGGAAGAAAGGUGCACAUUCUGGAAGAUCUAGAAAUCUUUCUCUGUUGUAGCUGCUCUACAGGUGUCCACAACUCAAUGCAAAAUGAGCAUAAUAGGUGCCCUUUAAAUAAGUCAUGAAUUAUCAACAACUUGAAAUCACUUUUAACAACAUAUAAAAAAGUUAUGAGCUACCAUCAAUGACCAAUGAACUCAUAAAUGUUCUCAAUGAAUGAACAAAAACUCCCAGAGAUAGACUCCAAAAAUGUACAGAAAGUCUUCCCAGAAGGGUGGAAUCUGCUGUAGCUGCAAAGGGGGAUUUCCACCUCUUGAUGUAAUGGCCAUGUGUCCCAAUACUUUUAGUGUAUUCUAAAACAGAGCCUGGUUACAAGUUGCUAACCAAAAAAGAAUGACGAUGACUCCUAAAGAAUUGCAUCAAGUCUUGGCUUCACACUGAGGGAUUUUCUGGAACACAUCUUGUUCUGUACAGUUCACGUUUCAGCAGAGACAAACAUCAGGCUAUGUUCUCACACAUUGGCUUCAUUGAUCCUGUUUUGUGAUUACAUCACGUCACCAUUAAAAUGCUUACAUUUGGACUACUGUGGAUCCUCCUUGUUGUUAUACACCAUCACCAGUUGGAAACACCUUCAAAAUCCCUCAAGUGGCAUGUUUUUGUGGGUUGAUUGUCGCCACAAAAUUACUGGCACAACUCAAUUUUGUGGAAUAAUACAGUACAAGGCAAAUAGACUAGUUUGUUACAUGCAGUAUUGUAUGAAAAUUUGUCCCAAAGAAAUGGUAUAGCUGGAGAUUAUAGAAACCAAGGAUCCCCAAAACCAUAAGGAACAGUAUGUGAGUAAUGUGAAACCGGGAGAAAUACAAGCGUCUCCCAGAAAGAUCAGGUUUCAGUUUAGCAAGUAUUUGCCGCUUAAUAUAUUCCAGCAAUAUACAGACGGAUGCAAUGACUAUAAUGCAGAUUGUUCAACAUUAUAGUUCAACACUGAAGUGCUCCUCUUUCUCUUCUGCGCCGCACUUGUAAUAACACAGCCCCACCACCUAUGCAUGGCGGUGACGAAUCGACCCAUGGCGCCCUCCGCCUAUUGGGCCUUCACUGUUGUGUGUCGGGUGGCAAAUAGAGCACUUUUGGGUUAUGUAACCCUUACGGAGGGGACAGUGAUUUAUAGUACAGGUGUUUGGUGCUGCUAGAGUCUCAGGCGUAAAACGAUGCUAGCGGCAUGCACUCUGCGAGCCGGGUCAAAAAGCACAUGUCCUCGGGUGGAAACACAAUUUGCUUUCAUCGUGCUUUUUCAUGCAUGUUUACAUCAAGAGGACUUCUCUGGCUUGGUGCUUAAUCAUGGCCGCAUGCUGUACGUGACAACAUAGAACUGCGUUGACUUCAGAUUCUGAAAUGAUAAAGGAAUUUCGAACACCUGUUAAUGCGCAGUGAUAAUUAUUAGGGAUGUCUGAUAAUGUUCUAUGCAGGUUUAAACAUGAGAUAUUGGUUCAAAAUGUUUUCUUCUGUGCGUGUUCGCGGUCUGGAAUUAUUAAGAAUAUAUAUAUAUAUCCAGAAUCAUUGCAGAAGUUCUUGUAUAUUGUGAUGAAUUGUUUUCAAAAUGUUGUAACUUGAAAAUGGUUUAAGAUAAAGGCAUACUGUAAAUUAGGAAAAUAAUCAGUAUGACCCAAAGUUUGUGAUAGGUGUAAAUUUUAUUGAUGUGCGUAUUAUGGCUCAGAAUUUGUCAGAUCCCCGUCUACGUAACACAUGCUCAUCAACAGGCUCAACAAAAUGUCUGCUCCACUUGUGAUAAACUUUCUCAUCUCUCAAGCAAACCCAGCCAUCAUCAUCGUUCAUCAUCAUUUACAGUCGAAUGUUGACCACCACUCCUGCCUCGUUAUUAUUACCGUUAUUACUGCCCUUAUUACAUAAAUAGAUAUAGAAUAGCUAUCUGUAUGUCUAUCUGCAACAUAGAACCAUCUGAGCCUACCAGUUAUUAGCGGAAAUUUGUGAGGAAUUGGUACGAGGGUCCCUUGUUCUGUAGAUUGUCCCAGACAGCUGUCGGAGAAGGUGCUUGUGAAGCCGUGUCAACAAUGAUCCACACUGCUUACUUGAUACUGUAUAAUUCCAAUGAAUGCGAUACAUUUUCUGCACAAAACCCUUCUUCUUUGUGGAGGAAAACCAAAAAUCAGCAAAUUUGCAGGCUUGUGAAAGCUCGGUCACCAAAGUGUACAGGAGUCCACUGUAUUUCCAAAUGAUCUGCAGAAGCAGGGGUCAAAGCCUGCAUUCAGAUGGUGGGAACCAACAAGUAGGUGCAGAAGGAAUCCCUG